This is a messenger RNA of Sphaeramia orbicularis (orbiculate cardinalfish), 4545 nucleotides long. RefSeq names its product nucleoporin 160 (gene nup160). Gene Ontology annotation, molecular function: structural constituent of nuclear pore. Gene Ontology annotation, cellular component: nuclear pore. The transcript has 34 exons. The coding region runs from base 13 to 4203 and encodes 1396 amino acids. NCBI's taxonomy places the organism in Eukaryota, Metazoa, Chordata, Actinopteri, Kurtiformes, Apogonidae. The record is from RefSeq and is a predicted model, not a curated record.
CAUGAGGCGAAGAUGGCGGCGGUGUUGGAGCGGAGCUUCAUAGAAAUCUGUGGAUUUGAGAGGGAAACUCUGCGCAGGAUCCGAGAAGUGACAGUAAACCUUGGUCUCAACGCUCUUCCUGGGGGUGUCAAGUUCCCAGACAGUGCUGGAGCUUAUCAUUAUGACGAAAGUGGGAAGCUUCUAUCUGUCGCCAGCAACAGAUUCAUUCACUGGUCCACCUCAGGGGACACAGUCCAGCUUGUGGAGCAGUCUCUGGACACCAACCUGCUCAACAAUGCUGUCAAACUCAAGUUUAUCCACUGUAUUGUGCUGCCGGGGGGAGUGACUAUCCAGGAGACUCUCAAUAAUGUCAUCAUACUCAUCUGCACCAAUCAGAGUGUGCAUAGGCUGGUGCUGCCCCACCCCACUCGCAUGUAUCGCAGUGAGCUGGUGACUGAGCUCCACAUGCAAUCCAUCUUCACUGAUGUAGGUAAACUGAGCCUGCAGGACCCGUCCCAUAGCGCUGUCAUUCCCACCACAGUGGGACAGACUGGGAGUCCCAGCACCUCAGCAGCAUGGCUCAGCCAAGAGGGGGAGGCGCAUUAUGCUAUGGCCUCACCUGCAGGAGGCAUGAUGGUUGUCACUCUCCCACCACAUGACACACAAGGUACAGUGUCAGUGGUGGAGCUGAAGAGGAGCUCCAUGAUGCGGAGGAUUUCUGGGUGGAUGCCCACUGCUAUCCGAGGGGAGCAGAGCCCCAGUGACCUGGUACUCAGUCUGGCCGUCAGGGAGGUUGAAGAUGACUCCUUCAUCUUCGCUUUCUGCCAGGAUCACAAACUACGCAUGUGGUCCUUCAAGGACCAGGCCUGUUUGUUGGAGGCAGACAUGUUGGAGUACAUGCCAGACCGUCAUAGUGCGAGCCGGCUGAGUGGUCAGGGCCACCGGCUGCGACUGGCUUUCUCCUCUGCCACUGGCUUGUGCCUCGCUGUCUACCUGGCUGUUCCCCUGAGUGGGCAGUUCACUGUACUGCAGCUGGUCACCACAGACAACAACCGCUACAGCCUUGACCACAUCUCCACACUUUUCUCCACACAGGAAAAUCUGGUGGAUUUUGCUCUGACCUCCACGGACGUCUGGGGUCUGUGGGUAGACGACUGCAACACCACCAUCGUCAAAUACAUCAACUUUGAACAUAACACAGCAGGCCAGUGGAACCAGGUGUUCGCCCAGCCAUCACCAGAGGAGGAAGUCCACAUAGGAGUGGACCAGGACCCCAGGGAGACGUACCUGGAGGUUCUCUUUUCUCCUUUGUCCUUCACUGCCUCAGCUAUAGUUAAAGCUCUACAGAUCUUUCGACGAGGCACAGAAAGGAUCUCUGAUUUGUCAUGGGAGACUCUGAAAAAAGAAGUGACGAUUGCUGUGGAGAAUGAGUUGCAGAGCAGUGUAACAGAGUUUGAGUUUUCUCAGGAGGAGUACCGACAGCUGCAGGUGGAGUUCUGGUCGAAGUUCUACGCUUGCUGUCUGCAGUACCAGGAGGCUCUGUCAAUGCCUCUGGGUCUGACAGUCAGCCCGCAAACCUCCAUGGUCUGUUUACUGAAGAAGGGGUUUGUGUCCUUCCUCCUCCCUUGUUUUGCUGUGGAUCACUUGUACCUUUCCUUCGAUAAGUACCUCAUCUCAGAGGAGGAGACGCCUAUUGCUGAAGACCCCGAAGUUGGCCGGGAUGUCCUUCAGCUGGUUCAGUGUUUGCGGUUGGUGAGUGACACGGUUUCUGGAGAAAUGGCCUACGAGAUGGAGAAGGCUUUGGAGCAUCUUCAGUCACCAGAGAGAGCCGCUGAGCUGGUUCUGGAAAACAUGCUGUCCAAUGACACUGACAACGUGAUCGGGGACAUCCAGAACAUGCUGCAGGAUCUUCGUAACCCUAUGGGGGCUAUGAUCGCCCUGUUGAGGGAGAUGGACCUGGAGACGGAUUCAGAAGUUGGUGGAGAAGGCCCAGUCGCACCAGGCCAGAGUUUGAACAUGCGGAUCAGCCUGUCUCAGCUCUACGGCAGCAGUACAGCGGUUUCAAUGGUUUGUCAGGCCGUCAGCAACAUGGCCAUGACCAGAGCACUUUUCUGCCGCGACCUGCUCAUCCUACAGAAACUCUACCUACGCUUUGGAGAUAAUGUGUUUCUGGGUGGGGGGACUCAGCUACUGCAGCUCCAGCAGGACCUGAUUCCUCGGACCUCCCAUCUGUUGUCAUCUUACUACGUCCUCAAACAAAUCAGUCAGAGUCUCGCCUCCACUGUACCUGUGGACAUCAUAGAUGCCAACCUGCAGCACCUCACAGUGUUGGAGCUGUCGGACACACCAGCUCUCACCACCAACAGAUCAGUGCUCAGUCCUCAGACAGUUGUGGAGCUCUUCUACCAGACAGCAGCCAGAAAGACCAUCAUCUCCCAGAUCUACUCGCAGCAGCAGAGCCCCACACCUGGCAACGCCCUGCUCCACUGGCCCCAGAUGGUCUCCAACGUGGUCAAUCUGCUUGCACAGCUACUUUGGCCCAGUAACCCUAGUUUCCAGUUCCCUGAGUGUCUGAUGGCCAACUGCCAGUACACACAACUACAGGAGUAUGUGAGGCUCAUCGGCCCCUGGUGUCAGGUGAACAUCGGCUCCUGUCGCUUCAUGCUCGGUCAGUGUUACCUGGCGAAUGGGGAGGGACAGAAGGCUCUGCAGUGUUUCCAAGAAGCAGCAAAUGAGGUGGAGAAGGAGGAGUUCCUGAUGAAACUAACAGGGACAGACGAUGAAGAGGCUGCAUCCACCCCCCGACUACAGUACUACACCAAGGUGCUGCGUUUGCUGGAGGACGUCGGUCUCCCUGAGCUGGUCAUUCAGCUUGCCACUCUGGCCAUAACGGAGGCCGCCAAUGACAUCAGCAGUCAGGCUGCUUUGUGGACGCGAAUAUUCAAACACCACUUGGCUCUUGGCCACAACAGUGAAGCCUACGAGGCUCUCACCCAGAACCCUGACUCUAGCAUGCAGUUGGACUGUCUCCGUCAGCUGGUGGUGGUUUUGUGUGAACGCUCACAGCUUCAGGAUUUAGUCCAGUUCUCCUACGUCAACUUGCAUGAUGAGGUCGUCAACAUCAUUGAAUCUCGGGCCAGAGGGUUGGAUCUUCUGGCUCACAACUACUAUGAACUGCUCUACGCUUUCCACAUUAACAGACACAACUACAGGAAAGCCGGGACAGUGAUGUUUGAGUUUGGGAUGCGUCUUGGUCGUGAGGUUCGGACUCGCCUCGGUCUCCAGAAACAGGUGAACUGUUACCUGGCCGCCCUCAACUGUCUCCGGCUUAUCAGGCCCGAGUACGCCUGGAUCGUCCAGCCCACAUCUGGAGCCAUGUAUGAGCGACCGGGAGCAUCGCCAAAGAGGAACUCAGAUGGAGAAUUUGCUUGUGAACCAGUCAAACAUCAGGUCGACAUCCUGGAGCUCAAGGACCUGGAGAAGGAGUACAUCCUGGCCCGCAGUCGCCUUACCCUGGCCCAGCAUCAUCCCCCAUCUGCUGCCAUCGCUGGCAGUGCCUCUGCUGUAGAGAUGGUGGCCUUGUUGGUCCAAACAGGCCUGUUUGACUGCGCUCUCUCACUCUGUCAAACCUUCAAACUGUCGCUGACGCCUGUUUUCGAGGGUCUGGCCUUCAAAUGUAUUAAGCUGCAGUACGGAGGGGAGGAGACGCAGAACGAAGCGUGGGGCUGGUUGGCCGCCAAUCAGCUGUCAUCUGUCGUCAACACCAAAGAAUCCAGUGCCACAGACGAGGCGUGGCGGCUGCUGGCGUCUUACCUGGACAGGUAUGUGUCGCCCAACAGCCAACAUCACCGCUACGUCAUCACCAAGCUGCUGUCGCACGGCGUCCCUCUGCCUGAUUGGCUGAUCAAGUCUUACAAGAGGGUGGACGCGGCCGCUUUGCUUCGCCUCUACUUGAACUUUGACCUCCUCGAUGCAGCGGCCGAACUGGUUCUGGAGUACGUGGAUGCUGUUCUGGGGAGGGGACACCAGUACUUUGGAAUAGAGAAGCCUCUGUCUGCGACCGCGCCGUUGGUUUGGCUGCCGUACACCGCCAUCGACCAGCUGCUACAGGCGCUCAACGAGACGCAAACCAACGCCAGCAUCUACAACAAAAUCCGGGACAAACUGGACGAGUACCAGAAGCUGGUGGAACAGACGACCAAACGAAGGCUCCUGGUUCGGUGAACUGCAGACGACCUCAGAGACAAACUCCGCACAAACACACACCACAUAUUUUUGUACCGUCGCAGUUCACGUUUGUACGGAUUUCAAGUUCUGAUGGGAUUCGAUCCGUUUAGUUCAUGUGGACUGGACGGUGAACCUGGUCUGGUCUAGGUCACAGUGACUCUUAAAUAUAAUGUAAAUACAGAGAGAAAGUGAAGGUGCUCUUCUGUGUGAAUGCAGUUUGUUUUUCUUCAGGAUAUUGUAAUAAUCUAUUGUUAUAGUCUUUUGUACUCUGCCUGUGAUGCUUUUCUAUGAGAGUUGUUGUAAAUUGUGAUGAAAUUAAAUUGUUUUUCUUGAAUAUUA